AUGGCGCUACUGAUCGAGCCGUGGUACCAGCACUUCUUCAGCCGGGGCCUAGAGCGCCGGGUGAAAUACUGGCCGGUGACAGAGAUGGGCAUGUGCGAGUCCAUCAGGGAUGCAGUCGACUGGGGCAACGCCAACCCCGGUGAGGCCGAGCGCGUCAGCCGGCGCGGCCAGCGGCUCGUGUAG
This is a messenger RNA of Miscanthus lutarioriparius, 183 nucleotides long. Lineage: Eukaryota; Viridiplantae; Streptophyta; Magnoliopsida; Poales; Poaceae. The record is from the annotation of a GenBank genome assembly.